This is a messenger RNA of Brassica oleracea var. oleracea, 1241 nucleotides long. RefSeq lists its product as uncharacterized. The transcript is spliced from 2 exons. Bases 72 to 1130 code for a protein of 352 amino acids. Lineage: Eukaryota; Viridiplantae; Streptophyta; Magnoliopsida; Brassicales; Brassicaceae. The record is from RefSeq and is a predicted model, not a curated record.
UCUUUUCUGGUUUAGGGUUCCGGCGAGUCUUCCUGAAUCGGAGAAAUCCAAUUCACUUUGAAGCUUGAACAAUGUCUCAGGUUCUUACCAGGCUCUCCAAGGCCUCUCCUUUAAGGGGCUUUCGUAUGUUCUCAUCAUCUUCGGUAACGGGUCCUUUUCUGAGGCUUGGCAGUAUGGUCAAGGUAGACAAAGAUGUCCCUGAUGACAUUCUCUUGUUCGAUGCUGCCAAGGAAGAGUACCUCACUGUCCCUGAGACACCCCUUCCCCAAGAGCUCGCUGACACGACGGUCGUCGAAUCUUCUCAUGGAUGGGGGUUCUUCUCUUGCUUUUCCGACCGUUCCUUGUACAUCUCCGACCACUUGAACCCACUCUCUUCUUCUUCCAAGGUCAUUCCUCUGCCUCCCCUUACUGCUCUCUCCUCUUGCCAAACCGACGUCUUCUGCAACGUCGCCAUGUCCUCCUCUUUUCCUAGUGAUGAUGACCAGGACUUGGUCCUUGCUGUCAAGUUCUUGGGCAGACAGCUCAGUCUCUGUAGACCCAACCGUGACUUGCGUUGGACUAACAUCGCUACUCCUUUCCCCUUCUUGGAAAGAUCCAACCUCAUGUACUCCAACAGAGACCGCAAGUUCUACUUGCCUCUUCCUGGCAGCACCUACUUGUGUUCCUGGGAUCUCCACUUCACCCCUAGCUUCCGUAAUUUUGUCUAUACCAACCGUCCCAGGCUGUCACAGUCCGAGCACGAGCUGUUGGAUUCUUGUUCCAGGGCAGAUCACUGGGUUGAGUCUCCCUCUGGUGAGCGUUUUCUGGUCAAAUGCUACGCUAACGACACUCUGGAGAGAGACCCUGUGUUCAUGGUGUUUAGAGAGGAAGAGAUGACCGACGGGGAAACAUUCAACAUGCAUUACACCGAGGACAUUGGAGAUUUGUGCAUCUUCAUUUCGCAGACUGACCCUUUCUGCGUCCAGGCUAGCUCGUGCCCUGGUCUAGUCCCCAACUCCAUCUAUCUUGUGGAGUCUUUCUUUGGUGUUUACCAUCUCCCCACCAAAAGCCUUCGUCCUUUUGAAGAGAAUCUGGAAAUGAAUGACGUUCAACCCAUCCUUCCUCACUGGCUUCCUCCUGUUUCUGUCUAGCUCUCUCAUCUUCUAUGUGGUAGCUAAGAUAUAAGUCUUUUAUUUUCUGCUCUCUGUUUGUGUAGUGUGUUAAACUGACUACUCUGUAGUGGUAAUAUGCAUAUUUAAUGA